AUGCCAGCACCCUCGAAAGCCGACGUACAAGCACAGCAAUUCCGCACUCUCGCACGCCUCGACGCAGUCAAACACCACUUCGACACAACGCCCGCGCAGAACAGGUUCAAGGGCAAGGUGGGGAUCAUCACCGGCGUCGGGUCGCAGAAGGGCAUCGGGUGCGCGACGGCGAGGCUGUUGGCCAGGGAAGGCGCCAAAGCGCUGUACGUCCUCGACUACGACGGCUCGACCCUCGACGAGUUCGCACACGAACUCGAGUCUCAGCACUCGGGUCUCUCCGUAACCCCCAUCACAGCCGACGCCUCCUCCACAGACGCAAUCUCCUCUCUCUGCGCCCAAGCACUGAAAGAACAAGGCCGGCUCGAUUUCUUCUUUGCGAAUGCGGGGACGACGGGGGCGAAUAUGAGCCUUGAGGGGUUGGACGAGGAGGGCGUGAUGCAGGUUAUGAAGGUUAAUGUGCUUAGCUGCUUCGUGGCGGUCAAGCACGCCUCGGCCGCGAUGAAGCAGAACCCGCCCGAAGCGCGCGGAGGGAGUAUCGUCUUGACCGCUUCCGUUGCGGGAUUGAGGAGCGGUGCAGGACCGCAAGAUUACUCCGCCUCGAAAGCCGCGGUGAUCAACCUCGCCAACACCUCUGCCCAAAUCCUCGCCGGAACCGACAUCCGCGUCAACGCCAUCUGCCCCGGCUUGAUCGAGACGGGCAUGACUACUUUCACGUUCGACCGUGCGAGGGAGAGGGGAACGUUGGGAAAGGUCGGGCAGUUGAACCCGCUGAGGAGGUUUGGGAUCCCGGAGGAGAUUGCGCAGGCGGCGUUGUGGCUGGCGUCGGACGACUCAUCCUACGUCAACGGCAUCGCCCUCCCCGUCGACGGAGGACUCAGCUCCUCACUACCCGUCGCCCCGGGUCAAUUCAUGUAA
Messenger RNA from Rhodotorula toruloides NP11, 915 nucleotides. RefSeq names its product 3-oxoacyl-(acyl-carrier-protein) reductase. The transcript is spliced from 11 exons. The record is from RefSeq and is a predicted model, not a curated record. Bases 1 to 915 code for a protein of 304 amino acids. Lineage: Eukaryota; Fungi; Basidiomycota; Microbotryomycetes; Sporidiobolales; Sporidiobolaceae.